UAACCUCACAUUUUUAAAAAGUAAACAAACGUCAACUAUAAAAAUGAUUAAAACAAUAUACAAUAAUUUUAUUUAAUUUUCAGUAAAAAGUACAAUGGUAAACUUUAAAAUAUGGAGCGUUUUAAUUUAUGUUAUUUUACUCUCACUCGUGGGUCAAUUUUACGCCCUACGAACCUACACAAAACAGCAAUUAGAACAAUUAAGGGAUGAAGUUAAAGUAAUGUUCUACCAUGCCUACGACAGCUAUUUAAAAUACGCGGAGCCUUAUGAUGAAUUAAGACCAAUCAGCUGUGAUGGUAUUGAUACUUAUGGAAGUUAUUCUCUGACCCUCAUUGAUGCACUAGACACUUUAGCUAUUAUGGGCAACUACACAGAAUUUCAAAGGGUAGUUGACAUUCUUUCAACAAAAACCGAUUUUGAUUCAAACAUAAAUGUUUCAGUGUUUGAAACUAAUAUUAGGAUAAUUGGUGGAUUGCUUAGUGCCCAUUUAUUAUCACACAAAGCAGGUGUUAAAGUUGAACCAGGCUACCCGUGCAAUGGCCCACUUUUAAGACUAGCAGAAGAUGUAGCUAAAAGGCUUAUAGUUGCUUUUGACACUAAAACUGGGAUGCCUUAUGGUACCAUCAACCUUAGGCAUGGAGUACCAAAAGAUGAAACCCCAGUGACUUGCACUGCUGGCAUUGGUACUUUUAUUGUCGAAUUUGGGACUCUUAGUAGGUUGACUGGGGAUCCGAUAUAUGAAGAGGUGGCCUUGAAUGCACUUUAUGCCUUAUUUAACCAUAGAUCGUCAAUAGGUUUGUUUGGGAACCAUAUUGAUACUAAUACAGGCAGAUGGACAGCUCAGGAUGCAGGCAUUGGAUCUGGGGUAGAUUCUUAUUUUGAAUAUUUGGUGAAAGGCUCCAUUUUAUUACAGAGGCCUGAGUUAAUGGUAAUGUUUAAUGAAGCCAAAAAGGGUAUCGACAAGCAUUUGAAAAAGGAUGACUGGUACAUUUGGGCUUCUAUGACAAAGGGCCAGGUCACUUUGCCCGUUUUUCAGUCUCUGGAGUCUUUUUGGCCUGGGGUUUUAAGCCUUAUUGGAGAUACUUCAAAUGCCAUGAGAACCCUUCACAACUACCACUCGAUAUGGCAACAAUAUGGAUUUCAGCCAGAGUUUUACUACAUGUCUCAGCAAGAAGCUGGAAGUGGUAAAGAGAGUUAUCCCUUGAGACCAGAAUUGAUUGAAUCAAUCAUGUAUUUAUAUAGAGCCACCAGGGACCCAUUUCUUUUGGAAGCUGGUGAAGAUAUUUUAAGGAGUAUUCAGCAUAGUUCUUGGACACCUUGUGGGUACGCAACUAUCAAAGACGUUCGAGACCACCGCAAAGAAGAUCGCAUGGAAUCGUUUUUCCUCUCUGAAACCACCAAAUACCUCUAUCUCCUCUUCGAUACGGACAAUUUCAUCCAUAACCAGGGCCAACACGGCACCUUAAUCAACACCCCAAACGGAGAGUGCGUAAUCGAUGCUGGCGGUUACAUAUUUAAUACGGAGGCGCAUCCCAUUGACCCCAGCGCCUUGCACUGUUGCCAUAACGUUCCCAACGAAAAUCUGGUCAAUUUUAAGGAGUUUGAAAAGUAUCGCGAUGUUUUCCGAGGAACGACUGUCAAGGAUGUUAGGAAAAAUAAGAAAGUUGAUGUUGACAGUGAGGAACUGCCGAAUAGGAGCUCUACGGUUAAUAAUUCGGAAGUUCAAAACGGCACGAGUGCGGAAACCGAUGGCGAAAAGAAGGUUUACGACAUGCAAAUGAUCCUGGAUAAACUGAGGAAGGAGAACAGGUAUCCUAGAAACGAAACUUGGGAGAAUAAGUAUGAGCUGUUGGGUUGCAAGGCCCAAAAGUUUUUGCAGAGGCUUUCCAUUGUGGGAGAGUUUUUUGAUUAAGGUUUUUGAUAAUUUUGUAUUUUUUAUUUAUUUUAUUUUUUUGUUGGUUUAUUGAAUAAGCAUUCCGGGGUAUUAAGUGAUAAAAUACAUGUUCAAAAGUAAAUAAUUUA
This is a messenger RNA of Anthonomus grandis grandis, 2022 nucleotides long. It is a transcript of the gene Edem1, whose product is annotated as ER degradation-enhancing alpha-mannosidase-like protein 2. The record is from RefSeq and is a predicted model, not a curated record. Bases 95 to 1912 code for a protein of 605 amino acids. Lineage: Eukaryota; Metazoa; Arthropoda; Insecta; Coleoptera; Curculionidae. Gene Ontology annotation, biological process: mannose trimming involved in glycoprotein ERAD pathway; carbohydrate metabolic process; endoplasmic reticulum mannose trimming. The transcript has 8 exons. Gene Ontology annotation, molecular function: mannosyl-oligosaccharide 1,2-alpha-mannosidase activity; calcium ion binding. Gene Ontology annotation, cellular component: endoplasmic reticulum; membrane.